AAACCAAAACAUUCCCGCGGCGGGUCGAAUCGCGUUUUUGUGUCCGUAGAAGGAUUCUAUUUAAAACCGGUAAAAAAGUGGUAAUUUCGAUAUAUCUUUACCAUUAAAACUGAAGCAACCAUGCAGGAAGACGACGUGAUCGUCAUCGACGACUCCCCGCAGCGGAAAUCAAUCAGCUGCGAGAAAAUCCCCGAACUCUUUCUGGACAAGCUAACGGCGAAGAAGCACUUUAGCCAGUUUGGCCGGAUCAACCGGUUCAUACUGCGACCGAAGCGAUUCUCCUGCACCGUGGAGUACGAGAGUCAGGCCGCGGCGGAAGCCGCACUAGCCCGGGGCGGACUGUUCCGGGAGGUGCGCUUCGAGAUUUACUGGACGGACGAGCGGGAGGGGGCGGCGGCGGGGAGGGAUGAGGGUCAGACGCUGGAUCCGGAGGUGCAGCAGGAGCUGGAGUCGAUGGGGGGAGGUCCGAACAGUUUGCGGGUGCGGCAGCAGCAGCAGCACCAGCAAAAUAGCAAGUUGUCUAUUGAAUCAUUUCUGAAGAAAACGGAGCGCUUUCCAGCGCCGUCGCUGGUGGCGCCACCAAAACCGAUGCGGCUUCCGCCGGCCAGAUUGCAGCAGCCGGAACCUGACUCGAAGGCCGCCCCCGUUCGGGGGGAAUUUGAAGCGCUGGCGAGGAAGUCGGCAAACACUGCAGAGGAGCGAUAUCGACUGUUGGAGGCCCGGGACAAGUACUUCCGGUUGACGACGGAUCGCACGACGGACAUCCGGAAGGCGCAGAGUACGCAGGGAACCUGUGAGGACAUGUGCCCCGAGAAGGAGCGUUACAUGAGGGAGUUUCAGCUGCAGGUGGCGGCGUACGAGGCGGGUGAGGGAGGUGGUCAGCGGAUGGACCACCGAAAGGCGAUCAAGCAGUAUUCGAGGAGUUCGGCCGAUCAGGAGGCACCGUUGGCGCACGAGUUGCGCUCGGAGAAGGGGCUCGGGCUGGCGAUGGCCUACCUGCUGCACCGGAUUGUGGAUUUGUGCGAGGACGAGGACGUCAGCAUGAGCGAUUGGUUCCACUUUGUGUGGGACCGGACGCGGAGCAUCCGGAAGGACAUUACGCAGCAGGAGUUGUGCUCGCUGAAGGCGGUCCAGCUGGUGGAGCAGUGCGCGAGGUUCCACAUUCACUGUGCGGCGCGGUUGGUCGCGGAGGAACCGUCCGUGUUUGACCAGAAGAUCAACACGGAGAACAUGACCAAGUGUUUGCAGUCGCUGAAGUACAUGUACCAUGAUCUGGGGCUGAAGGGGGUGCGCUGUCCGAAUGAGGCCGAGUUUAGGGCGUACGUCGUGCUGCUGAACCUGAACGAUGGCAACUUCCUGUGGGAGGUCAAGCAGUUGCCGAAGGAGGUCCAACAAUCGUCGGAGAUCCGGUUCGCCAUGCAGGUCUACUUCGCGCUCGAGAACAACAACUACGUGCGCUUCUUCCGGCUGGUUCGCCAGACGACCUACAUGAACGCAUGCAUCCUGCUGCGCUACUUCAACCAGAUCCGGUCCCGUGCCCUCGAGACGAUCCUGCGCGCGUACACCCACCGCACUCCGGCCCAGUUCUCGCUGCGCCACCUCACCGCACUGCUCGCGUUCGAAGACGACGAAGCGGCCGCGUCCUUCCUCGACUGUUACGGCCUGCCGGUGGACGUCGAACUUGGGACCGCCCUGAUGGACGCCAAGCAGUACGAGCGGCCGGAGAUUCCGUACCAGCUGGAGCGUGCCUUUGAGUUGGUUGAGAGCAAACGGCGGUGCAGCGUUGGUGAAGCCAUUGCCGGGGGUGAGCUUGAGCGGGAAUGCGUGCUCGAUUCGCACGUCCUCGAGGACAGUUUUGACGAGGACGGAUUUCUGAAGGAGCGCAUCCUGCGGGACAUCCUGAAGCACACCAAGCUGCACCUUGAGUCCAGUCCGGUCGCGCAAAGCGACGAUGACAAGGUCUUUAAGGUCCCGUCCCCGACGACGAUCUCGCCGAAGCCACUCUUCCCGAAACCGACCGCGAUCCGACCGAAGAUCGAAACCACAAGUCCGCUUCCCCCGAACGCGAAAUCCAUCAUGUCCCGAUCGAGUCCGUCGCCAACCCUGUCCGGAAUCACGCCGCUGGAACCGACGCCAGAACCCUCCGUUCCGGCCUUCAACCUGUUCGGCUCGAUCCCGUUCGUGAAGCCGCCGGAGCCGGACCAGGAACAACUGCUCCGGAAGAAGCAGCAGCUCGAAGAGCAGGAGCAACUCCGCCGGAAGCGGCAGCAGCUGGAGGAGGAGGAGAAAGCUCGCCGGAAGCGGCAAGCGGACGAGGAGCGGCUGCGGCAGGAGUUGAUCGCGCGGAAGGAGGCUGAGGUGAGGCGGUUGAAGCAGCUCGAGGAGGAGGGGAGAAGGGAGUUGGAGGCGACGGUGAACAAGAUGUGCGAGCGGAUUUGCGGGGAGCUGCUGGAUGAGGUUUGUGGGGAGGAGGUGAGGGAGGCGGGUGGGGAGGCUCACUAUCGGCAUCAGCUGCUGGAGAAGUUGCCGCAGAAGGUGGGGGAGGAGUUGCUGGGGGAGGUCGUGCGGGAGAUGUUGGAGGAGACGGUGAGGGAGGAGGCGUUGGUGAAGAACUGCCAGGAGAACAGGCAGGUUAAUACGAUGCGCAAGUUCUUCCGGGUUUGGAGGAGGAAUGUGCUGAUGGUGGUGAAUAAUCGGGCGCAGAUUGAGAACAGUCCGGCGUGGCUGCCGGAGCGAACGCUGGCCGAGCAGGCCCGGGAGUUGUUCCAGCAGCAUCAGCGCGUUUGUCUUUCGAAUAUGAAGCGUUACGUGGGGGGACGCGUUGAUCCGGUGAAGGUACCGGAGAGGAAGGAGGUCAAGAUUGACGUUUUUGAAGUUAUGCGGGGUGGGAUCUCGGUCAAGAAUCGCCGCGAUCCUCGCGGCUUCAUCAAGAAUCACCUCUACUGGAAGCUGACCAUCUCGAUCCCGUUCAAGCAGGAGGAAGACGCGGCCGGGUUCUACUUCUACAUCAACAAGUGGCUCAAUGGCGUGUUCAGGCGAUCGGUUGAUCCCGAAAGCUCCAAGUACUUCUUCCUUGAAGCGCAGGAAUCGACGACGGCGCGCGAGCGCCACGUAGUCUGCAUGCGUCUACUAAAGGGUGCCUCAAUCCUGGACGAACUGAACGCCAAAGACCCGUCCGCGCAGGACAACUCCGACGGCGUGAUCUUCUUCGUAACCUCGGGAAACCUCUCCAAAUCCCGCGAUCGCCUCCACAACCUUCUUCAGAACGUCGCCUCCUGGGGACCGGUCCCGCUCACCGUGAUCGCCUACAACUGCCACCUGGAAGCGGACGAAACCAUCGAAGAUCUCCUCGACGUCGAUCAACUUCUGGAAGACGGCAAGAUCAGCGACUGCGAAGUCUUCCAACACUUUGAAUCCAAACGAAUCCCCCUCCGGGAAACCCUCGCCAAAUCCCUGACCUUCCUCGCCUCCAACUACAACUCCGACUCCCCCCUCGUCAUGGAGUCCCAAACCGCCUUCAUCAGCACCUGCCUCGGCGAAGAACUGUGGCACCGGUUCCGCCUUUCCACCGAGCAAAACCCCAAACUACGCGACGCCUGCACCGAUCCCAACUUUGUCCUCCAACAGCUCUACAACCAGGCGAUCGAUCGCGUCUCGAACCUGGUCCAGCACAACCUCGCCGUCUACGCCGACUUCCCGGCCGAGUUCAAGCCCUUCGUCUCCAAACCCCGCUACCACGACAUCCCGCUGGACAUCGAACACUUCCCCAAGGACUGGCGCGACGCGCAGCGUCACCAAAAACUCGUCACCUUCUUCAACCAGCUCAAACUCAAACCACUCACCCUAAACAACCCCAAAACCCUCCCCGACCUUCAAUCCCACCUCCUAACCUACAUCAAAUCCGUCCUCCCAGCACCACAAAAUGACAAGAUCGCUCGACGCCUACUUGCCCUGACAACGCAACAAAUUCUCCUAAACAAUCCGCAAUCCCUCCCCACCCUAAACUGGCUCUCCCCCCUCUCAACCCUCGCCACCGAGCUGCUCCGCCUCCGCUGGAGCUCAUCCCUGACGCACCUCCCGUGCGAGGUCAUCUACCACCGGGCGGAGUACGCCAGCUUCACGCGCACCCUCUGGUGGCUCCCCGAGCUGCGCAAACUCAAACGAAGUUCCACCUCAAUGGAAGACGCCGUUGACGCGGUGGAAGUUCCGCAGUCGAAAAAGAUGCGACUCAAUUUGAGUCUCGGAAAAGAUGAUUUGGACGAGAUAUUGGAACGGGGUAGGCGGUGUCUGGAGAUGGCCGACCGGAAGUUGGUGCAGUGCAGGGAGUUUACGCAGCAGUCGAGGGCGUUGACGGGUGGGUUGGAUGGGGAGUUGUACGAGCAGGAGAAGAGUGUGAGGAAGGAUCGGUGGACGUGGGAGGCGAGUUUUAGGUAAAAGAGUUUGUUUGAACGAGGAAUAAAAUGGACACGUUGGUUUUUUCUUUUGGAAAA
This is a messenger RNA of Culex pipiens pallens (northern house mosquito), 4490 nucleotides long. RefSeq names its product protein xmas (gene xmas). The transcript has 4 exons. Lineage: Eukaryota; Metazoa; Arthropoda; Insecta; Diptera; Culicidae. Gene Ontology annotation, molecular function: nucleic acid binding. The record is from RefSeq and is a predicted model, not a curated record. Bases 121 to 4434 code for a protein of 1437 amino acids. Gene Ontology annotation, cellular component: transcription export complex 2; nucleus; cytoplasm. Gene Ontology annotation, biological process: mRNA export from nucleus.